Molecule: messenger RNA, 1803 nt
Organism: Peronospora matthiolae
Lineage: Eukaryota; Oomycota; Peronosporomycetes; Peronosporales; Peronosporaceae
Source: the annotation of a GenBank genome assembly
AUGGCCGAUCGAGUCGAGUCUGCGGACGAACGCGCGCUGCGUCGCGAGCUGCAAGCGCUUGCGAAACAGCGCGAGGCUCUCAUCAACUCGAAACGUCAAGGCGGGAAGACAAGAGGAGCUGGAAGAGGAGCUUCACCUCGAGGCAGCGUGUUUGCACGUCUGGGAGGGAAGAUCACUCGUGGAGCUAGACAGGCCCUUGAGCGUACGGAUAGGAGCAAUCUGCGGGGUAACGCUCCGUGGACACUGGGAAAGCGUGAUCGUGACGAUGAUGCGCGAUCUCUGAGCAAUGCAGUGAAGAAACAGAAGUUGCACUCAGCUGUAGCAAGACCGGAAGGAGUUUACCACUCGGUGGUGAGAGUGGAAGAGACUAGCAGGGAUACUACGUCACCGGUGGUAGACACUGCUCGUGCACAGGAGCAGAAGCAACGUGCGGUAGCUCCUUAUACGCAAAAGGACGGUAUUGCACGCAGUCGCCGCAUGUUUGGUGCGUUGAUGGGUCACUUGGGCAAAGCGAAGCGGCAGAUUGAGAAGGACACGGACUUGUUCAGACGUCAAGACACGAAACAGCACGAGGCCGAGGAAAAAGAGAAGGCGCAGAGCAAGAAUCUGGAAGAACAAGCUCGUCGAGAGGCAGAGAUCGUGCGGCUUGAGGCGUUGGUCGCGCGCACUGAACUUGAUCGGAGCGAGCAGAUUGCACGUGCCAAGUUGGAGCAUUUGCGAAUGGUUCGAAGGAGCGAAAGCCAAUCCAAGUUUCUGGUCACGAUUGCAUCGCCCCCUAUCAAUUAUCUUCCAGCAAAGCACACUGAAGAGACGAAAGAGCUCGUGGCUGCGUCCAUGGAGGCUCAUGAAGCAAAGAUAAAAGCCAGUGAACAGAGUCACGAGGAGAAUCUGAGGAAACUAGAAGCCGAGUUCGCGACCAAGUUGAAGCAGCUCCGUGAAGAUCUGAAAGCUGUCAAGAAGGAUGGAGUAGAGGAGACCGCUGAUAGGCAUGCAACGAGCGAGAAGGAGGAGGAUGCAAUGGACGAAGGUGACCUAGAUAUGAUUAAAGGUUCUGGAGAGCCCGAGCAGGAUGUGGAAAUGGCAAGCGAGCACGGUGACGGGUCUCCGACGGUGGAAGUCGAAAACAGCGAUACCGCCCAGCACCGUGUAUCUGACGAUGAAGCGGGUGAUUCGGUAGAGCCAGCGAGGGCUGCUGGAGAGGGCGUUCGCAGGUCUCCGGUAAGAUCAGAGUCCUCACAGAAGCGCGAGGGAAAAGGGCAGUCGGUUUCACCUCAGGCAGCUGCGGUUGGUCAAGUUGUGGAUCACAGCGAUACAGGGGCUUCAUCCGCUAGUCGCGUGAACGAGGAAGUGAAGGUACCCGGUCUUGCACAAGAGAGCCCGAAGCAGAAGCCGAAUGAACCUGUCCAAGCUACUGUGACCAAGAAAAGCAAGGAAGCAUAUCCCGCAAAGGGUGAGGAGGCCGAACCUGCAAAUGUAGAGGAAGUAGCAGCGAUAAAUGCUAGUGAUGCAGAACCCGCAGACGACGAGGAAGCUGCACCCGCAAAUGACGAGGAAGCUGCACUUGUAAACGUCGAGGAAGCCGCGCCUGCAAAUGUCGAGAAAGCAAUGUCGGCAGGUAGAUCUGGCAUCGUUGGAAAGACAGCUGACGGUGACGAGUCUGAUGCGACCAUUAAUGUCGAUAAGCUGAAGGUAGUCGAGCUGCGAGCGAAGCUGAAGGAACGAGGACUUGACACGAAGGGGUUCAAGGCAAAACUCGUGCAGCGACUCAAGCAAGCGAUGCAAGAUGAAGACGGAUCCAAGUGA